Trichoderma aggressivum f. europaeum is the source of this 555-nucleotide messenger RNA. RefSeq lists its product as uncharacterized. The record is from RefSeq and is a predicted model, not a curated record. Lineage: Eukaryota; Fungi; Ascomycota; Sordariomycetes; Hypocreales; Hypocreaceae. The transcript has a single exon. The coding region runs from base 1 to 555 and encodes 184 amino acids.
AUGCCUACCUACGGAGUACACAUUGAUCCGUGUGCUUCUAUAACCGACACCGACAGCCCUCGAAAUAUCGGCGCAUCGCCGUCAACAGACCGUCAGAGCAUCUGUGUUGCCUAUUCGGACACCCCCGAAAUGCUGUCCUUCACCUUGGCCGGACACGCCGUUGAAAAUUCUCCGAGGCCAUCUGCCUGUCCCAAUGCAGACAUGGAGCUUGGUAUGGGUGCUUCUGCUUUGGGCAUUGCAGAGGAACCAGAGCGGUCCGCGGCUCAAACGCCUUCGUUCCUACAAAGGAUUCCUCCAGUCUUUCCAACGGCGAAAUCUUUCAAGCCACUCCGCUGCGUGGCUGGUUCGACUGCCGCCGACAAGCUCUCCUCGAUAGCCGGCCGGACGUCGUGGCUUGGGCUUCUCUGCUCUGCGCCUUUGCUAGGCCGCGGCUCUUUUGCUUCGAAAGUCGGCCUUGGCCGUCCCCCAGAGGAAGCGUUUGCGACGUUUGGCUUACAUGCGCGCGCGCUAUGCAUAUUCGCAAUCGAGCAUCUCCUCUAUAUUAUGGGUAAGUAG